Molecule: messenger RNA, 2591 nt
Organism: Meriones unguiculatus (Mongolian gerbil)
Lineage: Eukaryota; Metazoa; Chordata; Mammalia; Rodentia; Muridae
Gene: Pim1
Product: Pim-1 proto-oncogene, serine/threonine kinase
Exons: 6
Coding region: 381-1322 (313 amino acids)
Biological process (GO): protein autophosphorylation; negative regulation of apoptotic process
Cellular component (GO): cytoplasm
Molecular function (GO): protein serine/threonine kinase activity; ATP binding
Source: RefSeq, a predicted model, not a curated record
GAGCCGGGCGUCUGCAGCAGCGGCCGCGGUGGCGGAGGAGGCUGGAAGGGAGUCGGCAGCGCCGGCGGCGGGCUCGGCAGUAGCAGCAGCAGCAGGAGCAGCAGCAGGAGUCACAGCCAGCAGCAGCCCUGGGUCCCGCGGCGCCGCUCGCCCCGCCGCCUCCCGCACUGCCUGACCCGGCCGGCGAGCCCGCCCGCCGCCAGCCCCGCCAGCGCCCUCAGUCGUCCUCCGACUCGCCCUCGGCCUUGCGCGCCAGCCGCAGCCCGAGCCGCAACGCCACCCGCAGUCUGAGUCCCGGCCGCCGCCGCAGCCCCAGCUCGUGCCGCCGCCGCUGCUGCUCGUCCCGCCACCGGCCCCGCACCGACACCCUGGAGGUGGGCAUGCUCCUGUCCAAGAUCAACUCCCUGGCCCACCUGCGCGCCGCGCCCUGCAGCGACCUGCACGCCACCAAGCUGGCGCCGGGCAAAGAGAAGGAGUCCCUGGAGUCGCAGUACCAGGUGGGCCCGCUGCUGGGCAGCGGCGGCUUCGGCUCGGUCUACUCUGGCAUCCGCGUCGCCGACAACUUGCCGGUGGCCAUCAAGCACGUGGAGAAGGACCGGAUCUCCGACUGGGGAGAGCUGCCCAACGGCACCCGGGUGCCCAUGGAGGUGGUCCUGCUGAAGAAGGUGAGCUCGGGCUUCCCGGGCGUCAUCCGCCUCCUGGACUGGUUCGAGAGGCCGGACAGUUUCGUGCUGAUCCUGGAGAGGCCCGAGCCCGUGCAGGACCUGUUCGACUUCAUCACCGAGCGGGGGGCCCUGCAGGAGGAGCUGGCGCGGAGCUUCUUCUGGCAGGUGCUGGAGGCCGUGCGGUACUGCCACAGCUGCGGGGUGCUGCAUCGCGACAUCAAGGACGAGAACAUUCUCAUCGACCUCAGCCGCGGCGAGCUCAAGCUCAUCGACUUCGGCUCGGGGGCGCUGCUCAAGGACACGGUCUACACGGACUUCGACGGAACGCGAGUGUACAGCCCUCCUGAGUGGAUCCGCUACCAUCGCUACCACGGCAGGUCAGCAGCCGUCUGGUCCCUGGGGAUCCUGCUCUAUGACAUGGUCUGCGGAGAUAUUCCGUUUGAGCAUGACGAAGAGAUCAUCAAGGGCCAAGUGUUCUUCAGGCAGAGGGUCUCCUCAGAAUGUCAGCAUCUCAUUAGGUGGUGCCUGGCCCUGAGACCUUCAGACCGGCCGUCCUUCGAAGAGAUCCAGAACCACCCCUGGAUGCAGGAUGUCCUCCUACCCCAGGCCACCGCCGAGAUUGACCUGCACAGCCUGUCACCGUCGCCCAGCAAAUAGCGGCCGUGCUGUCAGACCCUCCAGGGGAGAGAGCUUGUCUCUGGCUUCCAGCAGGACCCUGCAUGGUGCGGGAACAGUAGUGACAACGCAUUCCAGACUGCGGAUUCCCUGGAGCAGCCUCCCACAGGGAAAAGACUACUUGCCCCGGGCCCUCUCUUCCACCCCAUAGACUCUCACGGCGUCUAGUGUUGUUGGGCUCCGAAGAAUCCCGGGGUGGGGGGCGGGGGAGUGGGUCAGGGCCCUGCCUUGGACCUGAGUUACCAUGGAGACUACAGGUCACCAAGAUGGGCCGGGGUUGGGAAAACAUUUGGGGGUGGGAUGAAAAACUAGCAUAAUAUUUAAGUCCCUGUCACCUCUUCCGACUCCUCUGAGUGCCUUCUGUGGGGACUCCGGCUGUGCUGGGAGAAAUACUUGAACUUGCCUCUUACCUGCUGCUUUUCAAAUUCUGCCUGGGUUUGGUCCCCUACUCUUCUUUCCUGUGCCCCUCCCCCUUCCUGUGAACGGUGCCAUGGAAGAGGCUACAGGGCCCAACUGCUGAGCCACCUGUGCCCGUUACUCUGCCUCUAGUAAAAUUCCCAAGUGAACUGGUCUUCCUUUCUGGUUUCUACUUAACUAUUUCAGAGCCAAGACCUCACCUAGAACGCACAACCAAUGCAACACAACCAGACAAGCUGUAAAUGUAAAUGUGUACAUGACGGCCUGCGAAAAGACUGUAGUUGAUAACAAUGUUAAAGAAAAAAAUGCCUUCUAAGUUAUUUUAUCUGUUGGGUUUUUUCUUUUUUUCCUUUUUCUCCAUUUGUUUUUGAAAGAUGGCACAUUCUAGCCUGGAAGUCAAUGUUUAAUGUAUUUAUUUAUUUAUUUAUUUGGUUGCCUUCCUGUUCCCAGCUUCCACUGGCUGUUGCCCUGGGAUUUUUAUUGUCAGUGUUCUGGUUUAUUUUUUCCUCCUGACUUGGGGACCUUUUAGGGAGGGCCGCAACGCUUGCUGGGGUGUCAGGGCUCCGGCGGGACAGCUGCUGUAGCUCCCUUGGGUGGGGGCUUCUGGCCUGCUUGCUGGAGUGGGUCUGGGCUCUGUCCGGGAAGGGGCAUUGCUGGCUGUACAUAGAACAGAAAGGCAGUUCUGGUGUGUGCCUUCCGGAUCCUCUCUGGGGCUUUGAGCAGCAUGUAGCCUGCUGGUUUUAUCUGAGUGAAAUACUGUACAGGGGAAUAAAAGAGAUCUUAUUUUUUUUUUUUUAUACUUGGCAUUUUUUGAAUAAAAACCUUUUGUCUUAA